AGAUCGUUAUAAUAUAGAAUUUGUUCCAUCUCCAAAAUUAUUUUUUGUUGUAAAAAGUUAUCACAAUAUUUCAUUGAAUUCUUAUAUUAAAAAGAUAAACUAUAAUUAAACAUUCGGUAUUUUAUAACAUAAAUUUCGUGCUUAAGAAAUGGCUCAGCUUCCAGAAUGUCCGGAAAGCCUAAAAAAAAUUCAGCAUUAUAUGAAAAUUGCAUCCGAACAUGAUAAUAAAGAUCCAGUUAUUAGUUAUUGGAGCCGUUUGUACGCUCUACAAAUUGCAUUGACAAUAGAUAAAUCAUCAAAAGAAGCUAAACAUUUCCUAAUACCUUUAAUGGAUUGGUUGGAAAAACAAAAGAACGCAUUAAAAGAAAAUGAUAUGAUAAUAAAUGAAACCGCAGCUCAAGCUCAUUUUGAAAACUAUGCAGUAAGGUUGUUUAAUGCUGCUGAUACAAUGGAUCAUCAAGAAAAUUACAAUAAAAAUAUUGUUAAGUUAUUUUUCACUGCUGGCCUACUUAUGGAUGUCCUCAGUGUAUUUGGUGAUGUUUCUGAAGAAAUUUUAAAUACACAAAAAUAUGCAAAAUGGAAAGCAACAUAUAUACAUAAUUGUUUGAAAAAUGGUGAAACGCCAAUUUCUGGUCCACCAUCAAAUAACAAUGAACCACUAAGUUUUGAUUACACCAAAUUAGAAAAAGAUAGUCGAGGUUCUUUUGAUAACACUACACCUUUAAUUUCCUCUAAUGCACAGCCUGGCACAGAUUUUCCUAAUUUAGGAGAUACACCUUCGACACAUAACAAUUCAAAUGAAUAUUCUUAUCCAUCUAUUUCAACUGGAAUUCAACCAGUUAUAUCAGAAGGUGGAUCACUUGUAUUAAAAGAUGGAGUAAAAUUAACACCAAAUCAAAUUACUAAAGUUCAAAAAUACUGUAAAUUUGCUUCCAGUGCCCUAAAUUAUGAUGAUGUGUCAGAAUCUAUAAGUAAUCUACAAAAAGCAUUGAAAUUAUUAACGACUGGUGAAGAAUCAUAAUUUAUAAGCUUUUUUUUACAUGUUAUUUAUUUAUAUUUAAAUACUUUUUUGUGUUUUUAAUGUACAUGUAAUAGUGAAAACUAAUUAUACUUUAUAUUAUUAAGAGC
Messenger RNA from Daktulosphaira vitifoliae (grape phylloxera), 1128 nucleotides. RefSeq names its product vacuolar protein sorting-associated protein VTA1 homolog (gene Vta1). Gene Ontology annotation, biological process: late endosome to vacuole transport via multivesicular body sorting pathway. The transcript is spliced from 5 exons. Bases 149 to 1021 code for a protein of 290 amino acids. NCBI's taxonomy places the organism in Eukaryota, Metazoa, Arthropoda, Insecta, Hemiptera, Phylloxeridae. Gene Ontology annotation, cellular component: multivesicular body. The record is from RefSeq and is a predicted model, not a curated record.